Messenger RNA from Ipomoea triloba (trilobed morning glory), 1089 nucleotides. RefSeq names its product thaumatin-like protein. The record is from RefSeq and is a predicted model, not a curated record. The transcript is spliced from 2 exons. Gene Ontology annotation, cellular component: extracellular region. NCBI's taxonomy places the organism in Eukaryota, Viridiplantae, Streptophyta, Magnoliopsida, Solanales, Convolvulaceae. The coding region runs from base 194 to 931 and encodes 245 amino acids. Gene Ontology annotation, biological process: defense response.
AAAAGCCAAGAAAAAGAGGGGAAAUGGAUAAAGAAAAUCUUCUGCAAAAAAAGAGAAUAUUGUUCUCUCUACCAUGCUUUCUGCUUUAAGACCAUAUAUAUAAGAGCUCCCAGGACCACCAAAGGAUGUCAAGUCUCUUAGAGUCUAUCUCAUCUCCAUCUACAAUAGCUUCACAUUGAAUUGAAAAAAGAAAAUGAUAAUAUCUUCCUAUUUUUUGUCCAUUUUGUUUUGCAUAUUCUUCCUUGUUGUUGACACAAAUGGGAACCAGAUCAUAGUAGUUAACAACUGCAAUGAAAGCAUUUGGCCAGGAAUUCUUGGGGGAGCAGGGCAGCCGACUCCGAAAGAUGGAGGCUUUCAUCUGAGUAGUGGCGAGGAAGUAGUCCUGGACGUACCUGAGAAGUGGUCGGGGAGGAUAUGGGCGCGCCAGAACUGCUGCUUUGACGAGAAUGGGAAAGGCUCGUGCGACACAGGGGACUGCGAGGGCCAGUUACACUGCAAGGGGAGGGGCGGGGUGCCACCAGCCACGGUGGUGGAGAUGACACUGGGAACAUCCUCCUCCCCCCUGCAUUUCUAUGAUGUCAGCUUAGUAGAUGGCUUCAACUUGCCUGUUUCAAUGAAGCCGGUUGGCGGGGGGAUAGGGUGUGGCGUGGCGUCCUGCGAGGUUGAUCUCAACAUAUGCUGCCCUUCUGCAUUGGAAGUGAGGGUGGGUGGGAAGGUGGUGGGGUGCAAGAGCGCCUGCUUGGCAAUGCAGUCUGCCAAGUACUGCUGCACUGGCCAGUACUCGAACCCCAAAACCUGCAAGCCCACACUUUUCGCGAAUCUGUUCAAGGCCAUUUGCCCCAAAGCUUAUAGCUAUGCCUUUGAUGAUUCCUCUAGUCUGAACAAAUGCAGGGCUUCUAGAUAUGUGAUCAUCUUCUGCCCUCCAACAUGAAGGCUGGCAACCUGGCAAGACAUGAAAGUGUUGAGCAUUUUAUGUAAUUCUCAGACAUCAUUCAUGCUGAUAAUGUUGUACUGGUUUUUGAUAAAAGUUAUAGAGUAGUUUCUUACUAGAUGUGUAGACAGAUGUUAUGCAGAUGUCAUUCUUCUUCA